Neodiprion fabricii is the source of this 2790-nucleotide messenger RNA. RefSeq names its product cytochrome P450 4C1-like. Bases 344 to 1918 code for a protein of 524 amino acids. Gene Ontology annotation, molecular function: heme binding; iron ion binding; monooxygenase activity. The record is from RefSeq and is a predicted model, not a curated record. The transcript is spliced from 12 exons. Lineage: Eukaryota; Metazoa; Arthropoda; Insecta; Hymenoptera; Diprionidae.
UCUACUUUGGAUUAUUCAACCGCUUGUAACAUCCUCAUCGCGUCUUGCAGAAGACCUUAUGCCUUCAGCCGUUGGCUAUAUCGUGCUAUUUAUUUCACUAUCCAAGUCUCUGGACACGUCCAAUACUACGUACUUGAGAUUAUACAAGACACGUACCUGUCUGACUGAACAAUUUAACGUACGAUCAUUCAGAAGACUUAUAAUAUACAACGAGGGCCAAGCACAGUUCAGUUUGUUUCUCGAUAUUCACUGUGCAAGAAGUGGACUGUGUGUGAAUCCGAUUGAUGUGAUUAACUGAACCUAGUCCAUUUGGAGUUCUGAAUUUUGUGCUGCUUACGUCAAUAUGACGGUUGGAAGUGAAGGACAUCCUACAGAUGAAUCAUCCGGUUUCAAACCCAGGGAUUUCACAGUGUUUUGGAAAUGUCCUGAUACUGGUUUCUUUCUGGUAGCUAUUGGGAUCUUGUGUGGAGUAUGGAUGUCAAUGAAAAUGCAAGAAUGGCUUCAAAAGCAACUGAAACUGCUUAAAUUGGGGUUGAAAUUACGCGGACCACCAGCUCUACCGUUCAUUGGGAACGCGCUUCAAUUUGCGUGCAGCCCCGAAGAAAUACUGGAUCGGAUCGUCGACCUGUGCAAGCACUACGAUUCGCCGUUCCGAUUUUGGCUUGGACCGAAACUUUUUGUCAUUCUCACAAAGCCCUGUGACAUAGAAGUGAUACUUGGCAGUCCUAAAGCAGCGUACAAAGAUCUAGUUUACCGUUUUUUUCAGCCCUUUAUUGGGCGUGGGCUUAUAUCAGGUUCAGGACCAACGCAGAGGACACAUCGCAAAUUAAUCAUGCCGAUGCUGAAUGCAAAGGUGUUGGACGAGUACGUUGAAUACUUUGUUCAUCACAGUGAAUACUGUGUCAAUCGUCUGGAGGAGCUUGUUGACACUGAAGAGUUCGACAUUUAUCCUUUCUUGGAACAUUGCACAAUCGACAUUAUACUAGAUACCAUCAUGGGAGCUUCUGGAACGUCGCAACAAGGAGGAUAUCAGCAGUUGGCCGAGGCGUCUAGAAAGAUUUACGAUUUGGUAUACCCACGAAUGACGAAGCUGUGGUUGCACCCAGAUUGGAUCUACGGUUGGACUGACUAUGGCGAGCAAACUGUUACAGCAGCUGAAAUAGUUCAUAGUUUCACGGAGAGCCUUAUCGUUCGCAAGCGGAAGGAACACCACGCCUUGGAAAGAGGCUCUGUUUUAGCGAGUCGACCCCGCUUGAUGCUCCUCGAACAACUCAUCGCCCACGUGGAGAAAACCAGCGUCAUGAAUGACGAAAAGCUCAGAGAUGAGAUAUACACCGUUUUUCUUGCCGCACAAGACACAUCAGCUGUUAUCAGUUCUUUCGUGUUCCUGAUGCUAGGGAUGCAUCAGAGUAUUCAGGACAAGGUGCGAACAGAGUUGCAUGAGGUCCUGGGCGAGGGCAGUGUGACGGCGGAAAACAUCCACGACUUGAAGUAUGUCGAGAUGGUCGUCAAGGAGACACUCCGUUUAUUCCCCAUAGCACCGUUGAUGGUGCGGGAAUUGAAGGGUGAUGUAGAACUUCAGACAAUGACAUUGCUGGAAGGAUGUUCAGUCAUCAUGGUACCGUACAUGACGCAUCGUGAUCCGAACCACUGGGCGAAUCCGGAUGAAUUUGAUCCAGACAGAUUCGCAUCAGAAAACUCGGUGGGCAGGCACUCCUGUGCUUAUGUACCGUUUAGCGGUGGUCUGAGAGGAUGCAUUGGUCAAAAAUACGCCAUAAUGUGUUUGAAGACAGUUGUGGCCAAUGUUGUUAGGAGAUUCCGAUUGAGUUGCAAAAAAUCUUUGCAUGAGCUCAGGUUGAAGACAGACAUCUCCAUUCGGUCCAUUGACGGUUAUAAAGUAUCCAUCACUCAUGCGUAAGGUCGUCGAUUCUUCGACUCGUUUGCCAGAGAUAAACGAAUCGCCACAGACUCGAGGCUCUUUGGAAAGAUGCUCGAUGACGAGCACAGCAUUCCAUUUUCCUAAGUCUCGAGAAAAAUGAUCCAUGUCAUUAAAAAAUUCGUUAUUCUUCAUAAUUACAUCGUGCAUGCAUAUUUGAUAUGAAAACUAAUGUAGACGAAUGUAAAUUGUCAUAUUCUUGAUGUAUUAUAUGCAUACAAGAAUAUGUUAACGUAGCUUGAAUUAUUAAUAGACGAAAAGAUAAGAAUGAAUAUAGCUACAAUUUGCCGUACGUGCCAUAAAGUUUAGAAUAAAAAUUUCAUAUUCAAAUCUGCCAAAAUUAUAGUAUUCCGCUGAAUUGUUAUGUAUGCGAAAUGACAUCUAUGAUUAAUAAACAAAUAAGAAUCAAAAUUAACGGCAUUAAAAUUCAAAUUCGUAACCCAUUAUCUUGUCUUAGCGCUUUGAUUGGAUAAUUGUCACGUGUAAAUGAUCAAGAUUCUUUUCUACACUCAGUUUAUCGGGUAUUCAACGCUAAACUCGAUGCAGAUCUAUUGCGCAAUUCGUGAUGGAUGUCGGCUAUGAUUAAUGUGUUCCACACUAAAAACAUUAAUUAUUUACGGACACGGAUUUGAUCAAGUGUCAGUAAUAUGUCGGCUGUAAUGAGUGGGGGUAGAAAAUCAGAAAAACCGAAAAUCAGCAUGGCCAGACUUCCGAAUAUAAAAGUAUCGCAAAUUCACAACAUAGAGAGAACAAAGUGUGAAAUCUCAUCAAGUCAGAAAUAAUACAGAUAGAUUAUAAAAGUAGCGAAAUUUGAAGUUAUGCAAUUUAGAAUACACAACUGGUGAAAAUUCCGA